Eutrema salsugineum is the source of this 1187-nucleotide messenger RNA. RefSeq lists its product as uncharacterized. Bases 141 to 863 code for a protein of 240 amino acids. NCBI's taxonomy places the organism in Eukaryota, Viridiplantae, Streptophyta, Magnoliopsida, Brassicales, Brassicaceae. The record is from RefSeq and is a predicted model, not a curated record. The transcript has 2 exons.
AACGGGUCAAGCAAAAUAUUAUUUUCUCCUUUCCUUUGUAAAAUAAUACAAAUGGCUUGUUUCUGAACAAAACCUCACUUUUAGUUUUGAUUUGCGAUUUGCACGGUUCCUCUCUCUCCUUCUCUCUCGUUCUUGCCAAAAUGGCGAUGUUAGAUCCUUCAGCUAAAUCCUUCAAUACCCAUUUGUGUUUUCCAAGUAUUCCCAGUGAUCACUCAGAUUCCGGCGUCUGUUCGCCUACCCUGUGGAGAACCAGUCCGCCGAAGAGUCCUCGUCACCGGCCAGAAGAUUACUGGAGCCUCUCGCCGGACUCGAAGGCAGAGGCUAUCGCUCGUGGCCAACGAGAGCUUAUGGACAUGGUUAGUAAGAUGCCCGAGUCGUGUUACGAGCUUUCAUUGAAGGAUCUUGUCGAAGUGAGGGGAAACGAAGAGAGUGACAGGAAGGUGUUCGAUGAAUUGCCUAAGAGAACGAAUAGGCAGAGUAACGCUGUGAGGAAGACGAAGAGUGAUAAAUGGGUUGAUCCGAAUCGAAACAGUAGCGUAAAAGACAGUGGCUUUCUUCUUAAAAUGAUGUUUCCUGUUAGCUUAGGAUCUAAGAAAGAUACGACGAAGAAGAUGACGAAGUAUAAGAAGGUGGAUUCUUCUGUGACGGUUAAAGAUUCUCGGGUUUCACCGAGACCUUCGAUCUCCGAAGAGUCAGUGAAAGCAGAGGAUAAAGAAUGGUGGAAUAGAUUGUCUGAUCCGAGAGAAAGCUCGAGCACAGAGAGAAGCGGAAGUAGCAGUAGCAGCAGCAGUAGUAGGAGUCGAAGCAUCAGCCUAAGGGAUAGAAACAGUGGCUGCUUCUCGUUCCUCUGGAGUUUACAUUGACAAGAGUGAACCAGAGUUAAUCCUCAAUGUGUGGUGAGCUAUUUAGGUUUUCAUGGCUAUGAAUCUUCCGAGGAAUGGUUCCAAGAACAGAGGAGAUGAGACCGGAGAGAUGAAAACCGUUGAUUGUGCCACAAAGAUGACAACUUUUAUGAUGAUACUCCUAAAUUUUGCUUUUUUAUUAGCGUGUGCAUCGUUUUGGAUACGAAUUUAAUUUAUGUAAAUAGAGUUUAAUGUGCACUGAUUAGCUCUGAAUACUUUGUUUUAGGACCUACUCGAUUACCCUUGUUACUUUAUUAAAAGCCUAAAACUAAUAAAUUUACAUCA